ACAUGACCAAUGUAGAUAUUCCCCGCGCAUCGACAAGCCCUAGCCGCCCACUUUCCCCGCCAAAACAAGAACCUUUGCCUCCGGCGAUCGCCGGAGCCCUGAAGUGAACCCCGCACAGGAUGCCGAGAAAAGCGAAACCCACGGUCAAGCCCGCCUCCACCCCCGCGACCGGCGCCACGCAGUACUGGCUUCUCAAGACGGAGCCGGGGGAAUGGUCUUGGUCUGACCAGGCGCGCGCCCCCGGCGGCGCUGCGCCGUGGGACGGCGUCCGCAACCGCCAGGCCAUGAACAGCCUCCGCGCCAUGCGUACCGGCGAUCGAUGCCUGUUCUACCACUCUGGUGCCGGCGCCGCCUCCCGCCGCGUCGUCGGCGUCGUGGAGGUCGCCAGUCCCUGGUACGAGGCCGAGGGCGAGGGCGAGGGGAAGGAGGCCGGCGGCGCCGUGGACGUGCGGGCGGUCGGGGAGUUCCUGCGGCCCGUCGCGCUGGGGGAGAUCAAGAAGGCGGCGGGCGAGGUGGAGGGGAUGAAGGGCUUCGCGCUGCUUCGGCAGCCGCGGCUGUCGGUGAUGCCCGUGCCGGCGAAGGUCUGGGACUGGAUUUGCGAGAUGGGAGGGGGGUUUGUACAAGACGGCGAGGUUGAGGAAGAAGGUUGAUGCUGUAACGAUCAAGGCAUGUAAGGGUGACUUGUGCAGCUGGAAUGUGGCGUUUUGUGGAGUCCUUUUGGCCUGCAAGGGGUGCUCAGGAGUUUUUAAGUUCCGAAGAUCACAUCGGAGGUAUUCCGUGCAAAGUUCUUCAGUGUUUGCCCUCUCUGCACCGUAGUCCAGCAAAAACGCGGGUUACUAGUUAAUCUAGGUAAGUUCAGUGGCUCAUGUCGCAAGGGUAGCUUGGAUCUUAGAGCUCUAAGAUCGAUAAGUGCGUGAGCUGUUGUGGGUGAUUAGCUUUUGUUUAGCUUGUGACUUCCUAUUCUGGGUAAUCUACUUGCUGCAAUGCAUGGGCAGCUGGAUACACGGUUCCCUGAAGUGUCAAGCAGGCACUUCGUGCUUUCGAUGCUAUGGCAUAUGGUUGACUGCUUCUCAAUUACUAACUUUGCGAUCAUGAUAUCUAUCUAGUUCCUGACAGACCUUAGAUGCUCUGUUUUAUUUCUCAAGUGCACAUUAUGAAAUGCAGGUGGCACAUUGAUCCAUAGUCCACAUUUUUGUGCACAAACAGUUCCUCUGCAAUUGUUCAUUUGUCACUGGAAAAUGCACAAGGAAUUUAUAUCCAGUGAUGAAGAACGCCAUGUCUAUAAGGUGCUCUCAGGAAUUU
Messenger RNA from Phragmites australis (common reed), 1302 nucleotides. RefSeq lists its product as uncharacterized. NCBI's taxonomy places the organism in Eukaryota, Viridiplantae, Streptophyta, Magnoliopsida, Poales, Poaceae. The coding region runs from base 120 to 650 and encodes 176 amino acids. Gene Ontology annotation, cellular component: nucleus. The transcript is spliced from 2 exons. The record is from RefSeq and is a predicted model, not a curated record.